Molecule: messenger RNA, 3465 nt
Organism: Fomitiporia mediterranea MF3/22
Lineage: Eukaryota; Fungi; Basidiomycota; Agaricomycetes; Hymenochaetales; Hymenochaetaceae
Product: TPR-like protein
Exons: 3
Coding region: 1-3465 (1154 amino acids)
Molecular function (GO): protein binding
Source: RefSeq, a predicted model, not a curated record
AUGUCUCUGAGCAACCUCGCACAUUCUCUGUGCACUCGAUUUCAGCAGAAUGGAAGACCUGAGGAACUUACCGAGGCCAUCGAGUUACGACGAGCCAUUCUGGAAUGCCACCCCGAAGGCCACCCUGAUCGUGCUAUGUCUCUGACCAACUUCGCACUUUCUCUACACACUCGAUUCCAGCAGCGUGGAAGAUCUGAGGAUCUCGACAAGGCCAUCGAGUUGAACCAAGCUGCCCUGGACCUUUAUCCAGAAGGUCAUCCUGAUCGCUCUAUGUCUCUAAAUAACCUUGCGAAUUCACUGAGCACACGAUUCGAACGCUGUGGAAAUGUAGAGGAACUUGAGGAGGCCAUCAAGUUGUAUAGAGCUGCUCUGGCGCUAUGCACGGAGGGCCAUCCUCUUCGUCCUUCCAUUCAAAGCAACCUUGCAAACUCUUUGCAUACUCGAUUUGAGAAGCGUGGACAGAUCGAGGAUCUUGACAGCGCAAUCGAGUUGUAUCGAGCUAGCCUGGAACUUCGCUCCAAGGACCAUCCUGGUCGUUCUUCGUCUCUGAACAGCCUCGCACUUUCUCUACACGCCCGAUUCCAGUACCUUGGAACACCCGAGAACCUCGAGGAAGCCAUCACGUUGCAUCGAGCCGCCUUGGCUUUACGCCCAAAGGGCCAUCCUGAUCGUUCCGCAUCUCUAAGUAACCUUGCAGAUUCUCUACAUACUCGCUUUCAGCAGCACGGAAGGACGGAGGAUCUCGACAAGGCAGUCGAGCUACAAAGAACCGCCUUGGAGCUGCGUCCUGAGGGCGAUUCCAGUCGUUCUCUAUAUAUUAAUAACCUUGCAAAUUCCUUGCAUACUCGGUUCGAACAGAAUGGAAUGCGCGAGGACAUUGAGCAGGCAAUUGAGUUGCAUCGAGCCGCCCUAGUGCUUCGCCCCGAUGGUCAUCCUGAUCGCGCUAUGUCUCUGAGCAACCUUGCAGAUUGCCUCCGCACACAAUUCAAGCAGUACGGAGGGGCUGAGAAGCUUGAGGAAGCAAUCAAGUUGGACCGGGCUGCCCUGCAGCUUUUCCCCGAAGGUCAUCAUGAUCGCUCUACAUCCCUGAGCAACAUGGCUUAUUCACUGCAAAUGCAAUUCGAGCAGUACGGAAAGGCUGAAGACCAUGACGAAGCCAUCGAGUUGUACAGAGCCGCUUUGAGGCUUCGUCCCGAGGGCCACACCGAUCGCGCCAUGUCUCUUAAUAACCUUGCGAAUUCAUUGCACGCCCGAUUCGAGCGACAGGGACAGGCUGGAGACCUUGAGGAGGCCAUCAAUAUGCACCGAGCUGCUCUAGAGCUUCGGCCACAAGGUCAUCCUGAUCGUUCCAUGUCUCUGAACAAUCUUGCGAACUCCCUUAUUGAUCGGUUCGAUCAGAACGGAAAUGCCGAGGACCUUGACGAAGCCAUUGAAUUGCACCAAGCCGCCUUGGAGCUUCGCCCAGGAGGUCAUCCCCUUCGUUCUAUGUCUCUGAGCAACCUCGCAGCUAACCUGCGCGCUCGAUUUGUUCAGUAUGGAAAGGCUGAGGACAUUGACAAUUCAAUUAAGCUGCACCAAGCUGCGCUGGAGCUUCGCCCUGUGGGCCACCCUCUAUGCUCCAUGUCUCUGAACAACCUCGCAGAUUCCCUCGUCACACGAUCCUCUCGAUUUGGGGGAACUGACAUGCUUGAAAUUGCAAUCAAGUUCAACCGAGUUGCACUGAUGCUUCGACCAGAAGGUCAUCCUCUUCGUUCAUUAUCGUUGAAGAAUCUCGCAAAUUCCUUAUAUGUUAGACUCGAGCAGCAAUGGCGCAUGGAUGAGUUUGAAGAAUGUAUGCAGUUAUUGGAGCUCGCUGCCACGCAUAGAUUCUCGGGUUUAUUGGAACGCCUACCUGCUGCGCAUAGAUGGGCAGAACUUGCACGAGAGCACGAGCACGACACCACCUUCGCAGCUUACAAGAUGACGUUGUCGCUACUUCAGCGUGCUCUCACCAUAAGCCCAACUCUUCAUGGACAAUAUGACUUCCUCCUCAGACGCAGUGAUUACAAAAUGCUCACGCUGGAGGCAGCGUCUUACGCAAUAGAGAAAAAUAAGUUGGAAGAAGCUAUAGAGAUACUCGAGCAAGGAAGGGGCUUGCUGUGGUCACAGUUGCGUGGCCUCAGGACCCCUCUGGAUCAGCUCGCGGAUACAAAUGAAGAGCUCACCAGCAGAUUCAGAGAUAUCAGUCUUCGACUGGAGAAUCUCGUGGCAUCACACGAGGCAAUAGUGUCUGGUUCCGCCAUGAAUAAAGAACGGAAAUCACUAGAUGAGCUGUUGAGAUUAAAGCAGCUACUCUCCACCAAGCAGGAGGACGUUAUUAACGAGAUUCGACAAGUUCCGGGGUUUGAACGUUUCCUUGAAGCCACGCCGUUCAAUGUACUACAGCAGGCGGCUUCUGACGGGCCAGUCAUUAUUGUUAACCAUUGUCGGCAUCGCUCUGAUGCCCUCAUUGUUCUCUCCGACGAUGCCUCACCGGUAGAAUGUGUCCCUUUAGACGAAGAGUUUUAUCAGGAUAGCAUUAAAUUGUGUAACGAGCUCCUGGUAACGCGCCGACGACGCGGUGCUGAUUCGCCGGAAUAUGACAAGAAGCUACGCGAAGCUAUGAAGAUGCUAUGGGUCAGAGUCGUCUCCAAAGUCGACGUCAAACUUAAAGAGCACGGGAUUUACGAAGGUAGUCGUAUUUGGUGGUGCCCGACAUCGAUAUUAUCCGUGCUCCCUUUCCACGCCGCAGGACCGUUCGAGGAUACAUAUCUGACGACGAGAUACUUCUUAGACGAAUAUGUCUCGUCGUAUACUCCGACCCUCGGAGCUCUCAUUAAUGCGCGGUCAGACGGUAGGGAAGACGAACCAACCGUGCUUGUCAUUGGAGAUACCUCACUUCAUUCAGCUAAGCAGGAGAUUUCCAACAUCCGCAAUUGUGGGUUAAUCACCAAACUACUAGUCAAAAAGUAUAGCCCGCCCCGUCGUACGGUGAUCAAAGCUCUCCGGGAAGCGACAUGGAUCCAUUUUGUCUGCCAUGGACAUUUAGACUCGAAGCCUUUCAAUUCUUCAUUCAAUCUAUCGGACCACGGGUUAACGUUACUCGAUAUUAUCCAAGCCAAUAUUCCCAAUGCGGAGUUUGCAUUUCUUUCUGCCUGCCAUACCGCCGAACAACCCCACGACGGUGCGCACGACGAGGUUCUUCACCUUGCAGCGGCCAUGCAAUUUUCGGGAUUUCGAAGCGUGAUUGGUUCAAUGUGGGAGUUACUCGACGACGACGGGCCGGCGUUUGCUAAGACAGUUUAUGAGUACAUGAACAACUGUGAGGAAGGAGAGGCGAAGUAUAAGAGAGCGGCUGGGGGCCUUCGUAAAGCGGCCUUGGAGUUGAAAGCGCGGAAUGGGAUUUCAGUCGAACGAUGGGUUAAUCUUGUGCAUAUAGGCGCUUGA